UCAGCGUCACAUUCGCGCGACGGCCAUUUGUCAAGCGAGAGGAUCCGAAAGCUAGCGGUAACACUUAGCGGCACUCAAAGCCAAAUUGCUCCCUUCUGACAAGCCGACUGCUCCCGCUAAAACGCGGCCCCUUCCGUCACAAACACAGGCCGUGACGGACUCAGAAGCAGCCGUGCGAACGGCAUAUACUUCCCGGACUGCUUUGAGGCAAGCGACUAAUGCUAGCGGUGUUUUUUUUCCACGAGCACCCUCGCGCGGACGGAUGCUAAGUUUUAGCCGGUGCCGCUAACGUGGUCACCAGCGGUACCAGAGCGCUUCACACUGGGAAGAGAAGACACGAAAGGGAGGGCAUCAUCACACCGUAGGCUCAUCCUGGCAUUUGCUCCCUGUGGCCCAUGAGGAUAUUUGGCUCCGGAUUCACCGCCGCAAGGAGCUACCGGAGAGGCCCGUCGUCACUGUCCGUCCUCGCCCUUGUGAGGCGGCACCGCGGGGCCGUGACACUCUGAUGACCUCAAGGGACGGCGCACUGACGGGACUUUUGUGCGCAAGAGGCGUGCACGUGCACGGGCUGGCAUCCUGAGCCGAAACUAGCGCUCGCGGCCUGAGCAAACAGAGUGUGAACUCAUGUCAAGACCUUCUCCUCCUCAGACAGCUUAGCGAAGGUGCAGGAGGUAGCAAGCUGGCUUUUGGAAAUGAACCAGGAUCUGCUGUCGGGGGGCAGCAGCAGCAGACGGAGUCGGGGCUCCGGGGGUCCGGCGGCGAGAGGUAACGCCUCCUCCUCCGCCGCCCAGGCACCCCAGCAGCCGGCAGAGGAGGCUGAUGAGGAUGAGCACAUGAACCGGGUGCUCGAGGACGAGGAGCGGCCACGGCAACAGCCAGAGAUCUUGCAAGUGGACGCGGACAGAGGAUCGACAUGGGCACCCGGCGAGCCUGCGCCGAGCAACGGCCCCCCCGGGGAAAUCGGGGGAGACGAGGAAGGGCCCCCCAGCAAGGUGAACCGAUGCGAGAAAGGUCCCCGCUGGACGUGGAGAGCCGAGCAGAGGCAGCGGACUCAGGAGGACGAGGAGGAGGACGAGGAGGAGGACGAGGAAGAGGAAGAGAACAACAACCACAACAACAGCACCGGUCACCAGGAAGAGGAGGAAGAGGAGAGGACAGAGGGAGGGCUGGAGCAGAAGAGGACGAGGGACGAGGAAGAGGAGGACGAGGAGGAGAUGGACCAAGACAGCGACGACUUUGAGCCCUCGGCGGAAAGUGGGCGGGAAGAGGAGGAGGAAGAGGAGGAGGAGGAAGCAGAAGAGGGGCUGAUGUCUCCCUCCAUCAGGAACAAUGCGACGGUCGCCAGCAACAAUGUGGACUCACACCAAAGUUCCUCUAACAAGAAGAUGAAGAGAAAGUUGGACCAUGGCCCCGAGGUCCGAUCUUUCCCUUCAGGAAAAAAGCCCUGCAAAGGUCCCGAGUAUCCAAGCCCGACGGGAAUCGUGCCGUGCCCGGCCACGCCCACCACGUUCGGCCACAUCCGGGCGGCCAACGGCCAGGGCCAGCAGAGGCGGCGCAUCACCUCCAUCCAGCCACCUGUGGGGCUCCAGGAAUGGCUCCGGACGUUUCAGAGCUGGUCCGGCCCUGAGAAGCUGCUGGCGCUGGACGAGUUGAUUGACGUCUGCGAGCCGACACAGGUCAAGCAUAUGAUGCAGGUCAUUGAGCCGCAGUUCCAGCGCGACUUCAUCUCCCUGCUGCCCAAAGAGCUGGCGUUGUACGUGCUGUCGUUCCUGGAGCCCAAGGAUCUCCUCCAAGCCGCCCAGACGUGUCGCUACUGGCGCAUUCUGGCCGAGGACAACUUGCUGUGGCGGGAAAAAUGCCGGGAAGAAGGCAUCGAUGAGCCUUUACCCAUCAAGAAGAGGAAAAUCAUCAAGCCCGGGUUCACUCACAGCCCCUGGAAGAGUGCCUACAUCAGGCAGCACAGAAUAGACACUAACUGGAGGAGAGGGGAUCUUAAAUCACCCAAGGUGCUGAAAGGUCACGACGACCACGUGAUCACCUGCCUCCAGUUCUGCGGCAACCGCAUCGUCAGCGGCUCCGACGACAACACGCUCAAAGUCUGGUCGGCUAUCACGGGGAAGUGUCUGAGGACGUUGGUGGGCCACACGGGCGGCGUGUGGUCGUCGCAGAUGCGCGACAACAUCAUCAUCAGCGGCUCUACUGACCGCACGCUCAAGGUCUGGAACGCGGAGACGGGAGAAUGUAUCCACACCCUCUACGGGCAUACCUCAACAGUGCGCUGCAUGCAUCUGCACGAGAAAAGGGUGGUGAGCGGCUCUCGGGACGCCACGCUGCGCGUGUGGGACAUCGACACGGGCCAGUGUUUACACGUCCUCAUGGGGCACGUGGCGGCCGUGCGCUGCGUCCAGUACGAUGGACGGCGGGUGGUCAGCGGUGCCUACGACUUCAUGGUCAAAGUCUGGGACCCCGAGACGGAGACGUGCCUCCACACGCUGCAGGGCCACACCAACCGGGUGUACUCGCUACAGUUCGACGGGAUCCACGUGGUGAGCGGCUCGCUGGACACGUCCAUCCGAGUGUGGGACGUGGAGACGGGCAACUGCAUCCACACGCUGACCGGCCACCAGUCGCUCACCAGCGGCAUGGAGCUCAAAGACAACAUCCUGGUAUCGGGCAACGCCGACUCCACCGUCAAGAUCUGGGACAUCAAGACGGGCCAGUGCCUGCAGACGCUGCAAGGUCCACACAAGCACCAGAGCGCCGUCACGUGCCUGCAGUUCAACAAGAACUUUGUGAUCACCAGCUCGGACGACGGCACGGUCAAGCUGUGGGACCUGAAGACGGGCGAGUUCAUCCGCAACCUGGUGACGCUGGAAAGCGGCGGCAGCGGGGGUGUGGUUUGGCGCAUACGGGCAUCCAACACCAAGCUGGUGUGCGCCGUGGGCAGCCGCAACGGCACAGAGGAGACCAAGCUGCUCGUGCUUGACUUUGACGUGGACAUGAAGUGAACGCACUGUUGUUACGGUGGGGGCAGGAAGGGGGUGGAUGAGGCGGGUUUGGGGUGGUGGGGCCAGGGGGUCCCAAAAAGCAAACUGACACCAAUCUACCCCACGAUCACAGGGCCGAUUGUUGUCGUGUCGAGAGAAGCACCUCCGAGGCCUCCUAAGGAUUGGGAUCUCGGGUGGAAUUUCAACCCAUUUUGUUGCCGUUCCUGUUCCGCUGAACCUCAACGUCAUCAACUGUGAAUUUCAAAAUCUGAUUUUUCCAUCGCCUUUGUGUUGCGAACGGCAACGAAUCCCAGUAUUAGAACAACCCCACCCCACCCUCAUUGUUUGUCUGGGGGGGGGGCAGGAACAGGAUCGCUAGCAAUGCUGUCCAAAGUGGUUUUGGUUGUUUUCCACCAUCCCAGGCAUUCAGUUGGAGGGGAAAAACAGGAACAAGUUUUUACUCCAACUUUCCAUGGCGAGGAAUUCUAUAUGUCUUUAUUCUGAUUCCACUCCGCCCCGUUGACCAACCUCCCACAGGAACAAGAACAUCAGUGCUGCUGUUGGUUAACCGUGGUGGUCUGUUCCAGUCUCCUCAGUCUGCGGCCCACCAAUCUCCCAUCAAGUCUCCACAAAUACGAACUGUAAACAGGAAAGCCAAUGCUGUCCAAAGUUUUCCAGUUGAGCGAGGCCUGUUCCAGUUUGGCUUGGAAUUGAAAAGGAGGGAACAGGAAUGUUAUUUCUGUUUUUCAGUACAGCUGGUGCCCAUUUAAACCUUUGGAAGCUCGUAAAUCUGCUGUCCCCUGUCCCCGACAACCAACCUCCUGCCACAAAAGGAAAAAGGAACAGGAACAUCAGGAUGUUUUUUUUCUCAGUCUGGCUGUGUGCUCCAGCUUCCUAAAUUUUUACCAAAUCUAACAGGGGAGGAAUCAGUACAAGGAACAUGAAUGCUCUCCAGAGUUUUUCAGUCCGACCUUCCAUGGUGACGACUUCCGUUUCCCCAUCACAUCUCUACCGGGCUGAAAAGAAAUCAACAGCGGCACCAAAGUCGUUUCAUUCCAGCUGGAGUGUGUGGAACUCUGCUGCAGCUCCCCUUUCCCACCGACUUCCACUUCUCUACGGGCGUGGGGCAAAACUCAAUUCAGAAAUUCUUGAGUCCAUCUGGGGAUGCGUUCCAGCCUUCCAAGGCCAGAUCUCUCCAGGAACAUAAUUACUGUUUUUUUUAUUCCCCCCAGUCCAACUGGUGGUGGUGGUAUGGUAUUCUGAUCCGUGUCAAACUGGAAGACACAAAAACAAAACGGGAAUGUCGAUGCUGUGCAGCUGGUGCCAUCAACCAUGUCGCCACUGAAACAACAAAGUCAAAGCUAAACUCAAUUUUUCGGUCGAGGGUUCCGCCCUUCCGAGCCCGGCCUGGACACCCCCCCAGCCCCCCCCCCCCCCCACCCCGCUUCUCAAGACCGUCGCCACCACCCACCUGCCACCUGCCACCUCCCAGCCCGUGGCCAAACUGUACUAAUGCUGCUAGAUGAACCGGGGGAUGGAAAUAGUUGCAACUCUUUUUUUUUUUUUUUUUUUUUUUUUUUUGCUGUGACGUUUUAGUCCCAGGUGAAAUUCCAAAUUGAACUUUCAUGUUUUUGAGAGGGGAGAAAAGAAGACAAAAUAGUAAACAUCCUACUUUUUUUGGGGGGGGGCGCCACUGAGACUUGAGCCAAACGUGCCUCUACGAGGCGGAGGGGACGGGAUCGCCUGCGAAUUACAAGAAGGAAGCGUGAGUGUUAGCGUGCUAGCGGACAACUUGUGAACACAUUCCUCGGGACAACCGGCGGGAAUGAAUCAAUGCUGCAUGGACAAAAACACACAUACACACGCACUUUAUGGGAUUUCAUAGGAAAAUAACAACAACAAAAAACAUCCUGCCGUAUGUUUGGUUGUCGUCCGUGGAGGGCCUGCCCACCCGUUAAGAUCAAGUGUUACACACGGUGGUCCAAAAAAAAGGUGAACCUUGUAGCCAAAACCUCUCUCCAAAAGUCACAAGCUGAACUGUGAAAAAGUGGUUGUAACACUGUAUAGUAAACAAAAAAACAAACAAGAAAACAAAACAAUCUUGCUCUUGCUCCUCGUUUUUCUCCCGCUGUUUAAUUUAUGGUCUGGUUUGAUGAAUCAGAUUUGUUGUUUCUUUUUUUUUAAUGUCCUUUUUUUUCAGUUCAGUUUAAACUGCCUGGCAAAAAAAAGACGAGACAGACGGACAGGAAAAAAAACCUUAAAGGGAUUUUUUGUGAUUUGUUUCAUUCACUUAGAAUUUUAUUUUCUUAUAACUUAAAAGUGCAAUAAAAUGUGGGUUUAUUUUACUUUUUUUCAUUUCAAACGAAAAUCCGUUGUCUGUUUUGUUACCUUGUGUGAAGGAAUCUUCUAUGUUGAAUAAAGCAAAUUAUUUGGGUAA
Molecule: messenger RNA, 5424 nt
Organism: Hippocampus zosterae (dwarf seahorse)
Lineage: Eukaryota; Metazoa; Chordata; Actinopteri; Syngnathiformes; Syngnathidae
Gene: fbxw7
Product: F-box and WD repeat domain containing 7
Exons: 14
Coding region: 693-3008 (771 amino acids)
Biological process (GO): ubiquitin recycling; proteasome-mediated ubiquitin-dependent protein catabolic process
Cellular component (GO): cytoplasm; nucleus
Molecular function (GO): ubiquitin binding
Source: RefSeq, a predicted model, not a curated record